AUGCCGUCUAAGUACAAAAGUGAACAACAGCGCCUUGAGGCUCGACGACAAUCAAAGCAAAGGUACUAUGAAAGGCACAAGCUAGACGAACACUUGAAAUCUUGUGGCCGCUGGUGUAAAGGUCUUGGAGCCACAAAGGGUAUUGGCCAGGUCCUUCCCAAUAUGCAGUCCUUGAGAAUGUUGGUAGAGGCACAGGAGCUUCUUUCCGAAGCUCGCGAGCUGCUCGCAAGUUCGCUGCAGGUGGAUGGUGCAUGUACAGAGUAUCUUCUUACAUCUUCUGCAGCUGCUGUUGAUGCUGUGGAAUUGCACUGUGAUGCAUUGGAAGAAGGACUGACAUUGAUGGAUGACACCAUCUACGCUCCAUGUCGCCAUCAAUCACGCAGGAUCUCCACUGAAACAGAAUUUUUCCAUGUAUCUGAAAGUACUGUCGCGCACACCUCACAUGCACUUCCAUUGGCCUCCGAGACGCUCAUGGGGGAAUUCAACUUCGAUUUUGACUCAUGUACACCUGACGGCGACUUCAAUGAUCCUGCAUAUGAGAACCACUUGGCUGAAACUACUCUGGUGCCUAAGAAGUGUGAUCGUGCCAUGGCUCAGUGGGUAAAGGAGCAAGAGAAAUAUCUUAUGGAGGUUAUUAGACUCGAAGGCCGCGGUGAUUAUACUUCCCAUGAGGCUUGUCAUGGACAUUGUGAAUGUACCUUUGAGCCAGAGGAUCAUUGCAAGGACUGUUUUGGUACUGAACUGUACUGUAAGGAUUGCACGGUGGAGAGGCAUCACGAUAAUCUGCUGCACAGGAUUGAGCUUGGCCAUGCAGUUGGUGAACGGUGCUUCAAUCAAUCCAGGGCAUUCGACGACGACUUUGUGAUUCUGGACAUUGAUCGUGUUCAUGAGGUCGCAUUGGAUUUUUGCGGGUGCUCAUAUGCACAAAGUCACACAACUCAAAUUCUUCGAGCCCGCUUGUACCCUGCAACAUGCUCUGAACCCAAAUCAGCUGCCACAUUUCGACUUCUCCAACACUUUCAGAUAUUGACCUUCGAGUCAAAAGCAUCCGCAUUCGAAUAUUGGCAAACACUCGUUCGUCUUACUGAUAACACAGGAAUCAAGCCCUGCAAAGAUUGCUAUGAAAGCUUGUUGCGCAUGAUCAAACAAUGGCGGAACAUCACACUUCUAAAAUGUUUUGGCCGAGGUCAUGAUCCUGCCGGUGUUGAUACCACUGAACCUGGAGCGUGCACAGUACUUUGUCCCGCCUGCCCUCACCCUGGCAAGAACUUACCCAAAGACUGGAAAAUGGUGUCCCCUGACAAGCAAUGGCUAUAUGCACAAUAUUUUGCCAUCGACGCAAACUUUCGGUUGGUACGGAAAAAUGUGUCCUCCGAUAGUGUCGACCCUGGUUUGAGUAAAGGGUGGGCUUAUUUUGUCGAGGAGACCAGCUUCAAACUAUUCCUGAAGGAUGUCGGAAAGGUCUCACAAAAGAAAAGCACUUGCAUCAGUCACAACGCCGUGAACCUCGCUGAAACAAAGAGCUCACAAGGGCUGGCUGCGACAGGAGCAGGGACUGUGGACUGCUCUCGUCACAACUUCAAGCGGCCAUGUGGAGUGGGAGAUCUUCAAUGA
Messenger RNA from Suillus plorans, 1614 nucleotides. RefSeq lists its product as uncharacterized. The record is from RefSeq and is a predicted model, not a curated record. The coding region runs from base 1 to 1614 and encodes 537 amino acids. The transcript is spliced from 10 exons. Lineage: Eukaryota; Fungi; Basidiomycota; Agaricomycetes; Boletales; Suillaceae.